AUGUCUACGUCAAACAAGCUUCCAAUAGAAAUAGUAGAAUGUAUCAUUAGUCAACUUUAUCAAACGAUGCCUUGCAUUGCGGGAGUUGCUUCGAACAGCGCGGACAAAUCAUUCCUAGAGCAUACAUCGAUCAUCGACCUACUUAAGCUACGUCUUGUUAACAAAGUUUGGGCAAUGGCAGUUCAACCUGUCAUUUAUCGCUCUUUGUUUUUGAGAACUCCUUGGGUAGAGGGGUAUUUCAUGAAAAUGUGGCAGACCAGUUACGGUUUUUCCCCCUUCUCGAACUUACGUCGCCUUUAUUUAUAUCAGCUCAUUUUUCGACAUCCUGGUAUCGAAGGACAAGCUCUUUGGGAUCUAUCGGAAGACUGCAGCCGACAACAUGAAUAUGGAUGUGUUGUUCGUGGAUCGAGUUGGAUUCCUAUGCACGAUGCAAGUGACAUUAUUAUUUUAUGUGGUAGAAAUUUGGAGGAGCUCAAGUUUAACUUCGCCGGUUCGGUUGGAUUUUCAGAUUCUUUAGUAAUCGCUAUGAAGCAAAUCAAAAAGUUGACGACUUUAAUCAUUGAAGGGACAAACGUUCGAUACAUUGGAAAUAACCAUCAAUCGUUGAUUGCUGUCUUAAAUAAUGCAACCAAACUAGAAUUAUUAUCUCUCAGACUACUAGAUUUAGAAUCAUUGGAAGUAGAUGCUGGCGCCCUACCAAAUCUCAUCCAUCUCUGGGUAACCGCUCACCCGUACAAUCUUCCAGCCAUAAACAGCUUUUGUAAUUCAGAAGGUAGAGCAAUUCGACUUCUGGAAUUUUCACCGUCAUUCUAUCGGCGUGAAGCCCCGGAAAUGAUUUUAGCGUCGAAGAACACUCUGGAGGGGCUCUUUGUCAAUACGAUCCCGCAUCUCAUUCCUGAAGGGUUGCGAUUCACAUCUUUCCCAAAGUUACGGUUAAUACGUACUGGGACAUUUGCGCGGAGUGAACCACCAGCUUGGUUAAAAUGGCCAUUCUUCCGCAAUAUAGAAAUUUUGGUCAUCAACUACCGCGGGACGAAGAGUCAUUGGCAUAUAGAGUUGGAACAAAUCGGUGGAUUUGCUUCUCGGAAUAAGCUCAAUUUAAAACACAUGGUUUUUACAACACCAUCCAGAAAGGAUCACUCGGAUCCCAGGCUCGAAAAAUUCUUUCAAGACUGCGGUAUUCAAUGUCAUUUCGAGCAUAGGUUGGAUCACACUGGAUUGCUGGUUAGGGAGCGGUGUGCACAAAGUGGAGCAACUGUCUUGAAUGUAUUUGACUGCCAACCUUAG
Molecule: messenger RNA, 1287 nt
Organism: Melampsora larici-populina 98AG31
Lineage: Eukaryota; Fungi; Basidiomycota; Pucciniomycetes; Pucciniales; Melampsoraceae
Exons: 3
Coding region: 1-1287 (428 amino acids)
Source: RefSeq, a predicted model, not a curated record